Molecule: messenger RNA, 1669 nt
Organism: Chiloscyllium plagiosum (whitespotted bambooshark)
Lineage: Eukaryota; Metazoa; Chordata; Chondrichthyes; Orectolobiformes; Hemiscylliidae
Source: RefSeq, a predicted model, not a curated record
GGCUGGAGAGAGAGAAGGAACUUAUGGCAAAGCAUGAGGAGGUGAGGCGACAAGUGAAGAAGACAGAAGAGUUAAUCGAUACACUCAAACACCAGAAGAUUUCCGUUAAGGACUGUGCUUCUCGGGCACAAAAAAACUACGGCAACAAGUUUGAGAUGUUGAGGAAGGAGCUGGAGCAGGUGCAGGAUAAAGUGUUGCGGUACAUUGAGAACGAGGAGCAGCUCGCUGUGGAGCAGGCCGACAGUGCUCUGGAGAAACUGGAGCGGAGGUCUGCUGACCUGAGCGAGAUCAGCCUGAAGCUGGUGACCACGCUCAAGAGUAAUGACUCUCUGCAGAUCUUACAGUUCCCUCAGGAGAUUCACUCCUUGAAUAAGACACAACAGGACAUAGUGCUGCCUCCCUCAGACCUGGCGAUAGAGAACAAGCUACAAGGAGUGAAAAGGGCCUUGGAGCAGAUUUCCAUCCUGACUUACGAGGACCUACAGGACUGCUUCAGACCACCGCCAGAAUCACUGGAUGUUUCAGAGUCCGCUUCGACUGACAAGCAUGAUCCUGUGAAACCUCUCAAACCGCAGCCACUCCAAGCGAAUUUGCACAUCAGAGAACCAUUCCUGCAGAGUUACUGUCAGCUGAGUUUUGAUGUCAACACAGCACACCGAUUCCUCUCUCUCUCCAAAGGCGGCCGCCGAGUAUCCCACAAGGAGACGCAGACGUACCCGGUCCACACUGAGCGAUUCGAGAAGGACUGGCAGGUGAUGUGCCAUGAGAGUUUCAACAGUGGCCAACAUUACUGGGAGGUGCUGAUCAGCAGCCAGUGGGUCUACCUGGGAGUCACUUACAGAAGAAUCAGCAGGAGGGAUGCUUCUGCCUUGAUUGGCAGGAACAGUGUCUCCUGGGCCCUGCAACUCUUCAACAAGAGCUAUUCAGCAUGGCAUGACAAUCAGGAAGUCAAACUGCAGCCAGCAACCUACAGUCGGAUUGGGAUCCACCUGGACUACACUGCUGGGAUCCUGAGGUUUUACGGCAUCACUGAUACCAUGACUCUGAUCCAUACUUUCCAGUCAGUCUUUACCGAGCCACUGUAUCCUGUCAUUUGGGUGGGAGAGAAUGUUGUUGCAACACUUUGCCAGCCUCCAUCACGAUAGAGGCUCCUUUUCAGACACAGCAGAGUACAGCCUUGGGAAAGACUGCGCCCUUCAUGACCACAGGAUGUCCCAAAGUAUUUCACAGCCAACAAAGACCUUUCACAUGCAGGACACAGGUGGUGAAGCACAGGAAGAUCCCAGAAAUAGCUGCAUGAUACUGUCAGAUAGCUUACAUUUGUGACUUGAGGGGUCACAUCCUCUGCUUUGUGAAAUUGAACCUGUGCGAUCCUGGGUGUCAAUUGGAGAGAGGGGGGAGUUCAUGCUCAAGUCCUGUGUAGGUGCGAUGUGAUUACUUUUGGCUUAUUUAUUUGUGUUAUGUUAGUGGGGCUGUUGUGAGGGGUGUUCUGGGGGGAGGUGUUCCCUGGGCCUUCUGAUCGAUUUGACACUGAAGAAAUGAGAUAACAGUAAACCAGUUUGUGGUGAAUGAAUAAGUCAAAUGCUAGCGCACGAUUUUCUUUUAGGAGAAAGUGAGGACUGCAGAUGCUGGAGAUCAGAGCUGAAAAUGUGUUGCUGGAAAAGCGCAG